This is a messenger RNA of Didymodactylos carnosus, 1662 nucleotides long. Lineage: Eukaryota; Metazoa; Rotifera; Eurotatoria; Philodinida; Philodinidae. The record is from the annotation of a GenBank genome assembly.
AUGGAACUUAACAAAAAUUUUACACUUUCUCCUUCUGCUCCUCUUGCAGUUAUCUAUCCAACAGCUCAAGAUUUAGCUGUUCCUAAAUCUAAAAAGCGUAGUCGUCAUUUUUUACUCCUUUUAUUUAUAUUAACAAGUAUUGCAUUAUCGGCAGCAACCUUAGGAAUAAUAAUAAAGACUAAAAAUAAUAAUGUAUUCGCUAGCAGUAUGACCAACGCAUCUGUUAUCAACAUCAGCAAUGGAGAAGUCAAAACGACAACAACAACUAGUUAUGCAAAAUCAUUAGUGGAUUUAGUAACAACAGAACAAAUAAUGAAUUAUUUAAAACAAUUACAAAUUAUAGCUAAUAAAGCCGAUGGUACACGAGCAACAGGAACAAUCGGGUUUAAUAAUACAGUCGAUUACAUUCAUAAUUAUCUUGUACAAAAUACAGAUUUACAAGUUCAACGACAAUAUUUUAAUGUUGCAAGUUUUACACUAGAACAUAAUCCAAUAUUUGUUUCAUAUAUCAACGAUAUAAAAACAAAUUAUACCUACGAAACGGACUUUUUGCAUCUAGUACACUCAGCCAGUGCAAAUUUAAUAACUCCUGUUCGUGUAACAAACAUUCCUAAUUUUGGUUGUGAGAGUAGCGACUGGCAGAAAGCAUAUCCUUAUCCAGCCGAUGGGAGUGUAACUUUAGUUAAACGAGGUAUAUGUUCAUUUAUUGAUAAAAGUGAUUUAGCAGUUGAACAUAAGGCAGUUGCUCUUCUAUUGUAUAAUGAUGGAAAUAUUGGCUCUGAACGAUUUCAACCAAUUUCUGGUACUUUAGUAGAAGGAACAACAAUACCUGUUCUUUUUUUAUCCUAUGAAGUUGGUCGAAAAUUAACUGAAGCAGUAGUAAACAUUUCAACGAAUGUGAGUGUACAAAUUAACAUGACAGUUAAAGAUGAACCAUUCCAAUCUAUCGCUAAUUUGUGUGCAGAUACACCGACAGGUGAUAAAACAAAAACAAUUGUGGUAGGCAGUCAUAGUGACGGAGUUCUUGAUGGGAGUGGAAUAAAUGAUAACGGAACUGAUAAUACAACUGAAAUUGGUGAACGUCUUCAGGAUUAUAUUGUCUAUCUUAAUUUUGAUAUGUUAGGUUCACCAAAUUUUAUUUUCGGUGUCCAAGAUGGUGAAACAGCUAACCAAACUACAAUUCCAUCUCGUGCCGUACCUGGGAGCGUUAAAUUAACCCAGUUAUUUAGCAAUUUCUUUAAAGAAAAUAAUUUACCAUGGACAAAAACUGAAUUUGACGGUCUAAGUGACGAUGCGUCAUUUUUAGCUGUUGGUAUUGCCACCGGUGGACUGUUCAGUGGUGCAGAUGAAAUAAAAUUUGAAGCAGAACGUGAUUAUUAUCAUGAAAUAUUAGGUGAAGAACAAAGUGGUGGUAUUGCGAAUAUUGCACAUGAUCCAUGUUAUCAUGAACAAUGCGAUACUGUACAAAAUAUAAAUACGUUUGCUUAUACAAAAAUGGUAAAAGCAGCUGCAUAUGUUUUAGAAUAUUUAGGACAAUUAGAUGAUUUACAACAAUGGUUAUAUCUUCCUUCUCAACAAGUAAGAAAUUUAACUCCACCUUAUAAUUCUAAUACACGAAAGCGUUUUCUACUGAAACAAUUUUACAAAAAAGAUGAUAUAUAA